Messenger RNA from Closterium sp. NIES-67, 2923 nucleotides. The record is from the annotation of a GenBank genome assembly. NCBI's taxonomy places the organism in Eukaryota, Viridiplantae, Streptophyta, Zygnematophyceae, Desmidiales, Closteriaceae.
AUGUCUUGCCAGGUCCGAUUCUAAUCCUUGCCAUGUCAGUUCACUUCCGCAUGAAGAUAUCAGAGACACCAUUCCAUAUGCCAGUCGCUUUCUCCUCUUCUUUUGGAUCGCUAGAUGCGCCGGCAGGAAGGUCUGCCUGCAACGCACCCACACCCCACGCGCGAACGCAUUAGACAUUUUACUCCAGCGCGCCAUACACGCGUAGGCUGUCUGAUCCUCGAGUGAUCGCCACUCAUUUCGAGAGGAAUUUCAUGUUUUAUUCUUCUAAAAACAACUUGGUUCUUCUUAGGUGACCGAGGGGCUUGCUCCAGGAGCCAUGGGGCAGCAGCAUCUGGGCGCCAUGGUCCGGCGAGCCGUGCAGCUGCACGAGCAAGUCAGCGACGCUAUUGAGCGGAUUCUAAAGAGCGACUUCUACCUCGCCGCGGGGCAGCUCAAGCCGCGCCUGCACGACGUGCCCGAGCUGUCGGUAUCCGUGAAGCUGCUUCCCAGCAAGAGCGGCAAGCACGGCGGCGGGAGGAAGGAGCAGACGCCCGCGCAUCCCCGCAGGCACGCGGAGGGCAAGGGCAGUGUGUCGGUCGACGCCACUCGACUCGCGGACGCCUCCGCAGACGACGCCGCCGCCGGUACCGUCGCGAAAAGCGACGAGAGGGCAGCGAGCGACAAAGUCGCGCGCGCAGGCGCGGAGGCGGCCCCCGCGCGCGGGGGGGAGGCGGAACUCUGGUGCGCGGGCGGCGGGAUGGCGGGGGAGAUGGGGGAGUGCGAGCAGCUGGGGUACCAGCACGCGUACGAGAAGCAGGUGGAGGUGGCGCGCAAGGGCGGGCAGGCGGAGAAGGGCGUCCCCGGGGAGCGCACGGUCGAGGCGCGCGUGCUCAUGUCAAUUAGGGACGCGCUGGAGAUGCUAGACUGGCACCUGGAGCAGCUUAUGGAGAUGGAGAUUAACGAGAGGCGGCAAGCCACGGCGGCGGCGGCUGCCGCGGCGGAAAGGGAGAAGGCGGGCCUGCGGGAGGAGGCGAGAGGAGGGGAGGGGCUAGGCGGCGGCGGCGGGGGCGGGUCCGGGGGCGCGGGCGGGGGAGGAGCGGAGCAGACGCCGACGUCGCGCUCGCCAGCGGCAGCAGCGGUGGCGGGGAGCGCGGAGGGCGCGGGGAACGUGGCGGAGCAGAAGCGCGUGGUGCGCGAGGUGCAGCUGGUGACGCGCGUGCUGUGGUCGCAGGCCAAGUGUCACUGCGGACGCGAAUGGAAGGUGGUGGACGAGGUGCUUCAUUUCGCCGCGGAGGUCGCCUGCACGCCCUUCAACCCCUACCCCCCCUCGCCCCCCGGCCCCACGUACCUUCCGCUCAUCUCCCCCGCGGCCGUCCCCUCCGCCAUCUCGCGCGUCUCCGCGUGCCAACACCUCAAGCAGCAGCACCCUUCCGCGCUGCCCCACGCGCACGCGCAUGGCUCCGCGCAGCACCAUCGCCCUCGCUCCCCCGUCCGCGCCAAAGCGCCGCUGCUCCCCGCGCCUCCGCCCCCGUCGCGUCAGUCGUCCUUGGCGUUCUCUAUUGCGCCCAUCCCCCGCUCAUGCGCGAGUGACGGGGUAGUGGCGCGUGGAGAUGCGGAAGCGGCGGAAUGGCAGAGCGGAGGGGGAGGCGAGGGCGGCGUUGGACUGCGCAGGGGAAGCGCGGACGAGCGCGGGGAGCAUGCGGCGGAAGAGGAGCGGAGGGGAGGAGGCGAGCAGCGACGGGCGGAGAGGCAAGCUCAGGGAGGGAUGCGAGUGUUUGUUCCGCGGGUGUUGCCCUGGCAGCAGCACAACCAGCAGCAGCAGCAGCAGCCAUACGGGCAGCACCAGCCGUACCACUACCAGCAGCAGCUGCAGCUGCAGCAGCAGCAAGCGCUGAUGGCUCCAGUGCCUCGGCGAAAAGUCUCCCCGCUGAAAUCACGCAGCCCCAACCACACCAACACGCACACGCACACCUAUUUGAAGAGUCCCAGCCGCAGCGGCACAGGGAAUAGGAGUGGCGCCGGCAAAGGCUGGAACAGUGGGAACCGCGGCAAGGAAGGCAAGGGGAAAGAGGGCAAGAAGGGGGAGGGGGGAGGGCAGGGGGGAGGGGGACAGGAGGGAGGAGAAUGGGAGGGGCAGGGGAAGCAGGAGGGGGAGAGGGUGGUGAUUGAGACAAGUCCCACUGAGCGAGGGAGUGCAGUCAGUUCUGGUUUGGACUCUCUCUGUUCCGCAAUCGCCCACUCGUGUAACCCUUUCAAUCCGCUCCAUGUACUUGGUCCCUUGGCUCGAAGCCCCCUAGGGGUGGUGCUCAGAGCGGUGGGCUGGCCUGUUAAAACCAUCAACAGUAGCCGUAACCAUAUGGAUGAGCAUAAGCAUGCUCAGGCGUAUGACCAGUUCUAUCCACCCUAUACGUCUGGCUUGCCGGAUAGCCCGUACAUGCAACGAAUGGCAGAGGGAGGGGAUGCUAGGAAGAAAGCAUGGGAGGCGGAGGGUUGGGUUGGACAGAGGGGGGAGGCGGCAAGAGAAGGAUAUGGAGGCUCUCGGAUGGAUACUGGGGGCAGCUACAGCAGCAGCACGACUGGACUGAGAGGGGGUAGCAGCACGUUUGGGAGUAGCAGUGGGGGCAGGAUAUCUUGGGGUUCGAGUGAUGUUACCGUUACGCAGACGCAUGUGCAUGUGGAUGGACGUGGGUAUGCACGUGGGAGUGUGCAGGACGAGCAGAGGGGGGAAGGGGCGCUUGAUGUGGCUAGAGGAUGGCUGCACAAGGUGGGCAAGGUGGACAGCUGACGUGACAGACAACCAUACAUCGUGCAAGAUAUUGGUGCAUGUUGGUUAAUUUAUUAGCUGGGAGUUAAGAUUGUCGUGUUUUUUUUUGUCCUCUUGCAGGAAUUGCGAAAACGCUUGUGAGCAUUUAAGGAUGCCUUAUUCAUGGUUCUCUCUUUCUAC